ACGGCACGCGUCGAGGAGCCUCUGCGCUGGAUCCGCCACGGCUUUCGCUUCGGGCGCCCAUCGAGCCGCCGCCACCGUGUCCCCCGCGCCCCGCCUUUGCUACCCCAAACUUUGGCUAGCGCCGCCCAGGCUCGAUACCAGGGACCAGCCAGGGUCGCCAGGUCCCGCGUGUCGCCGCCGGGUCGGGCGCUGAGAGUGCGAGGUGGGGCACCGCGCUCAGUGCACAUCCCUCGUGUCCGGAGAGCUCCGGGUCAAGAACGGUUGACACUGACCCUCCUUCUUUAAGGAGCCAGAACAUUUCAAGAUGAAUUAUACCGAGUCCAGCCCAUUGGCAGAAUCAACUUCAAUGGGUUUUAAACCUGAGUUAGAAAGUAUUAUACCUGUGCCUUCCAAUGAGACCACUUGUGAAAACUGGAGAGAGAUACAUCAUCUAGUUUUUCAUGUAGCAAAUAUUUUUUUUGCAAUUGGGUUAGUUAUUCCCACUACUCUUCACCUCCAUAUGAUACUUCUUAGGGGGAUGUUAACCAUAGGAUGUACCCUUUAUAUCAUCUGGGCCACUCUCUACCGAUGUGCCUUGGAUAUCAUGAUCUGGAACUCUGUGUUCCUCGGUGUCAACAUUUUGCAUCUUUCAUAUCUUUUGUACAAGAAAAGACCGGUAAAGAUUGAAAAGGAACUCAAUGGUGUCUACCGGCGAUUGUUUGAACCACUCCGUGUGCCUCCAGAUUUGUUCAGAAGGUUAACUGGACAGUUUUGCAUGAUCCAAACCUUAAAAAAGGGCCAGACUUAUGCUGCAGAGGAUAAAACCUCAGUUGACGACCGUCUGAGUAUUCUCCUGAAGGGAAAAAUGAAGGUCUCCUAUCGAGGACAUUUUCUGCAUAACAUUUACCCCUGUGCCUUUAUAGAUUCUCCUGAAUUUAGAUCAACUCAGAUGCACAAAGGUGAAAAAUUCCAGGUCACCAUCAUUGCAGAUGAUAACUGCAAAUUUUUAUGCUGGUCAAGAGAAAGAUUAACUUACUUUCUGGAAUCAGAACCUUUCCUAUAUGAAAUAUUUAGGUAUCUUAUAGGAAAAGAUAUUACAAAUAAGCUCUACUCGUUGAAUGAUCCCACCUUAAAUGAUAAAAAGGCCAAGAAGUUGGAACACCAGCUCAGCCUUUGCACGCAGAUCUCCAUGCUGGAAAUGAGGAACAGUAUAGCCAGCUCUAGUGACAGCGAAGACGGCUUACACCAGUUUCUUCGGAGCACCUCUAGCAUGUCCUCUCUUCAUGUGUCAUCCCCACACCAGCGAGCCUCUGCCAAGAUGAAACCAAUAGAAGAAGGGGUGGAAGAUGAUGAUGAGGUCUUUGAACCCAUGUCUUCAAAAACAUUUAAAGUCCAUCAGUUGCCUUGAUCACAGAGAAGAGUCCAGUUCCCAAGAUGAAAAUUGUCUUGAAGAGAUCCUGAAAAAUACCAGCACUUUUUCACUGCUUUUAGAUUAGUCUGCUUUAGAACAUCCAGACUGGUACAGUCUGAGGACCAGAAAGUGAGGAAGAUUAAAAAAUAGGAAGGUUAUUUUAGCUUUCCUUCUUAUUAGCCAGCUUUUUAAGUAGUUGUUUUCCUGAGCCUUCUGACUAAACCUAGUUCUAUUUUGAGAUAUUUAUUUUCACAGUAUUAUCUAGAUACACUAUCAUUUUAACUUUAAGAAGUCUUAGCGUUGUGUCAAUGCAAAUGCCUUUUUACUUAUUUUUCCAAGUUGUAGUUCAUCUUCCUUACAGACAGUUUUUUCUCUAAAUGGUAAUGGCGCUGUCCAUUUGAUAGUUUUAACAGAUAACAUUAAGUUUGAAUUUGAAGUUGAAGUAACAUUAAAAAGCAGGGAAUCUCA
This is a messenger RNA of Pteropus alecto (black flying fox), 1858 nucleotides long. RefSeq names its product blood vessel epicardial substance (gene POPDC1). Lineage: Eukaryota; Metazoa; Chordata; Mammalia; Chiroptera; Pteropodidae. Gene Ontology annotation, molecular function: cAMP binding. The transcript is spliced from 9 exons. The record is from RefSeq and is a predicted model, not a curated record. The coding region runs from base 305 to 1387 and encodes 360 amino acids. Gene Ontology annotation, cellular component: sarcolemma.